Drosophila nasuta is the source of this 2648-nucleotide messenger RNA. RefSeq names its product Hepatocyte growth factor regulated tyrosine kinase substrate (gene Hrs). Lineage: Eukaryota; Metazoa; Arthropoda; Insecta; Diptera; Drosophilidae. The record is from RefSeq and is a predicted model, not a curated record. Gene Ontology annotation, cellular component: early endosome. Gene Ontology annotation, biological process: endocytic recycling; receptor internalization. The coding region runs from base 125 to 2404 and encodes 759 amino acids. The transcript has 5 exons. Gene Ontology annotation, molecular function: metal ion binding; ubiquitin binding; phosphatidylinositol binding.
GUCACACUGCAAUACGACAGCAGCAGCUUUUAAGCAGAAGCAAAAUAUACAUAAAGAAAACACAAUUGAAACUUUUAUCGAGUUAGAAUUUAGAGCAAAAUAACGAGUGUAAAGCAAUUAGAAAAUGUUUCGCUCUACUUUCGAUCGAAAUCUGGAGAACGCAACCAGCCAUUUGCGCUUGGAACCCGACUGGCCAUCCAUACUCUUGAUCUGCGAUGAAAUCAACCAGAAAGAUGUCACCCCAAAAAAUGCCUUUGCUGCUAUUAAGAAGAAAAUGAACUCGCCCAAUCCUCACUCGGCAUGCUACUCGCUACUGGUGCUCGAGAGCAUUGUGAAGAACUGCGGAGCUCCGGUGCACGACGAAGUGUUCACCAAGGAGAACUGCGAGAUGUUUAGCAGCUUCCUGGAGCAGACGCCGCACGAGAAUGUGCGUCAGAAAAUGCUGGAACUAGUCCAAACAUGGGCCUAUGCUUUUCGUUCUAUGGACAAAUAUCAGGCGAUUAAGGACACCAUGACCAUUUUGAAGGCCAAGGGACACACGUUCCCCGAACUCAAGGAGGCGGAUGCCAUGUUCACCGCCGACACGGCGCCCAACUGGGCAGAUGGCAAGGUGUGUCAUCGGUGUCGUGCCGAGUUCACGUUCACCAAUCGCAAGCAUCACUGCCGUAAUUGCGGUCAGGUAUUUUGUGGCCAGUGCACGGGUAAACAGUGCCCGCUGCCCAAGUAUGGCAUCGAGAAGGACGUGCGUGUGUGCGACGGCUGCUUCAUGGCAUUGCAACGUCCAGCUGGAGCAGCUUCUGGCAAGACUAGUUCAACGAGAGUGGCUGGAGAUUCGGAUCUGCCUGCGGAAUAUUUGAACAGCUCGCUGUCACAACAGGUGCAGACGCCAGCGCGCAAAAGCGAACAGGAGUUGAAGGAGGAGGAGGAACUGAACUUGGCGCUGGCUCUUAGCCAGUCGGAGGCGGAGCAAAAGAAGCAGCAACCGAUUAGCUAUCGUAUGCAGCAACGAUCUCCAAGCCCCGAGGCGCCGCCAGUUCAAGCCCAAGUCGCUGUGCAACAGCAGCAACAGCAGGAGGAAAGCAAUCCCGACUUGGCCAAGUACUUGAAUCGCAGCUACUGGGAGCAGCGCAAGAUAAGCGAAUCCUCGGUCAUGGCUAGUCCCUCGGCACCUAGUCCUAUGCCACCUACACCGCAACCCCAACAGCAGCUGCCACAACUGCUGCAACAGGCACAGCAAAUGCUGCCAGCCAAGACCGCCGAUGAGCUGCAGAUCGACGAGUUUGCCGCCAACAUGCGUAUCCAGGUCGAGAUCUUUGUGAACCGCAUGAAAUCGAAUUCGAGUCGUGGUCGCAGCAUCUCCAACGAUUCCUCGGUGCAGACGCUCUUCAUGACGCUGACCUCGCUGCACUCGCAACAGCUCAGCUACAUCAAGGAGCUGGACGACAAGCGCAUGUGGUACGAGCAGCUGCAGGAUAAGCUCGCCCAGAUCAAGGAUUCGCGUGCAGCGUUGGAUGUGCUGCGCCAGGAGCAUGUGGAGAAGUUGCGUCGCAUUGCCGAGGAGCAGGAGCGACAGCGUCAACUGCAGAUGGCUCAGAAACUCGAGAUUAUGCGCAAGAAGAAACAAGAGUAUUUGGACUAUCAACGUCAGCUGGCACUGCAGCGCAUCCAGGAGCAGGAACGCGAAAUGCAGCUGCGCCAAGAGCAUCAAAAGGCGCAGUAUUUGAUGGGCCAGCAGACAGCUCCAUAUCCCUACAUGGCGGCGCCUCACGGUUCGCCCUCGCAUCAAUUAAACAACGUUUACAAUCCAUAUGCGGCAGCUGGCGGCUUUGCCGCUGCUCCGAAUGGACAAUUUGCGGGAGGGAUUGCGCCUCCUGGCAUGUACAUGAUGCAACCCGACAACCCGUAUCCCAAUCCCGGACAGGCUAAUCCAAUGAUGCAGCAGCUGCCGCAGCAACAACAACCUCAAGCGCCGCUGCAGCAGUCUCUGCAACAGCCACAGUCCCUUCAGCAACCACCGCAAUCCCUUCAACAACCACCACAAUCCCUUCAGCAACCACCGCAAUCCCUUCAACAACCACCACAAUCCAUACAACAGCCACCGCAACCUCUUCAGCAACCCCAACCCCAUCUGGCCCACGUCAUGUUGCAGCAACAGCAAAUGGUUCAAACACAUUCGCCCCUCGCCAACACUCAAGCUCCGCCACAACAACAACAACUGCCUCCACAAGCAGCUGCUCCGCCACCACAGCAACAACAACAACAACAGCUCGCAGUCUCAGCUCCACCUCAAACUAUCGAAGCCCAGGUUCAAGCUGUGGCUGCUGCGCCAGCUCCACCGCAAAACGAACCCGAACCUGUCAAGGCAACUGAACCUGCCACCGCGGAGCUCAUCAGCUUUGAUUAGAACCCAUUUUUUUUGUUAAAACGUUAAACAAUUAGAUCGAGAUCUUAUUCUAACCCGCAUGUUAUUCCAAAAAACUAUAUUAUAUUAUGUAUUUGUCAAACGUAGUCAAAAACAAAAUCCGACCUGCUUCUGAAUUUCUUGAGCAAAAUUAGACAAAAGACUAACGUAAGAAAGCUGGAUUUAAUCCUUUGAAAGCAAUUCCCAAACAAUGAAAACAUGAACGGGUCUGGAGCAUAGAUAAUAA